Messenger RNA from Trichobilharzia regenti, 232 nucleotides. The record is from the annotation of a GenBank genome assembly. Lineage: Eukaryota; Metazoa; Platyhelminthes; Trematoda; Strigeidida; Schistosomatidae.
AAGACCGACAAUCAUCCAUCAGUUUGCAAAUCAUUUAAUACGACUGACUUUUUGCGAGAAUAUGUAUAUUCAGCAGCAUGUGUGAUUGGAGAGCGUCAUCUUCUUGAAGUUGAACGCGCCUUCAUUGCAUUGAAUGACAAGGGUCGACAAGCUCAUCUUAGUCGAAAAAUGGGAUUUAAUUGCACCACUUCUGAUAUACAUCGUGCACCAAAUUAUUCCUCCAAAUUUCGUG